This is a messenger RNA of Perca fluviatilis (European perch), 1010 nucleotides long. It is a transcript of the gene zfand1, whose product is annotated as zinc finger, AN1-type domain 1. Gene Ontology annotation, molecular function: zinc ion binding. The transcript is spliced from 8 exons. The record is from RefSeq and is a predicted model, not a curated record. Bases 112 to 927 code for a protein of 271 amino acids. Gene Ontology annotation, cellular component: cytoplasm; cytoplasmic stress granule. Gene Ontology annotation, biological process: cytoplasmic stress granule disassembly. NCBI's taxonomy places the organism in Eukaryota, Metazoa, Chordata, Actinopteri, Perciformes, Percidae.
UGUAUAUAUCUAUGGGUGAAACCAAGUGGAACAAAAAAAACUCAGUGACGUGGUUUUUCUGUUGGGGUCAAAGUUCGUGUUGACAUCCGCAGACUCACGGCUAUCUAGCUAAUGGCUGAAAUAGACAUUGGGAAGCAUUGUCAGAUCGAUUCCUGCAAUCAGAAAGAUUUCCUUCCAUUUGUUUGUGAUCUUUGCAGUGGUAUUUUCUGUCUUGAGCACAGAAGCAGAGAGGCCCAUUCAUGUUCAAAGGAGCCAGUGAAAAGGGAAUCCUGGACUGUGGGUAGCAGUACAAGUUAUCCAUGCUCAUUUCAAGACUGCAAGGGGAAAGAAUUGUUGCCAGUAACAUGUCCGCAGUGUGAAAAACAUUUCUGUUUGGCCCAUCGCCAUCAAGAUGAUCACAAGUGUGAGAAGUUGGAGGUCCAAAAGCCUCGAAUGGCAGCCACAAAACAACUGGUGCAAAAGAUUAUUGAGUCAAAGGACAAAGACAAAUGUCAAAGUAAAGCACGCAGAGGAGCAAAGAACAGUGCAACUGCAGCUAAGGUAGCAUUAAUGAAACUGAAGCUGCAUGCAGCAGGAGACAAGGGGCUGCCACAGACAGAAAGAACGUAUUUUCAGGUGUAUCUUCCUAAAGAAUUCAAAGACUCCAGCCAACCCAUGUUCUUCUGUUCCAAAUGGAGUGUUGGGAAAGUGGUGGAUUACGCAGCCUCCCUCGCUAGUCUCAAGAACAACAAUAAUGUACUGACGGCUAAGAAGCUGCGGUUAUGUCAUCCUCAGACAGGUGAGGCUUUCCGGAUGGACGACACCCUGCUCUCACUGCUGGCUCACACAGAAACUCCCCUGUACAAUGGGGGUAAUGUGAUCCUGGAGUACCUGGACAAUGAGUGCACAGGCCUGGAGAAUGUUUCUGACUAUGUUACACAGAUCUGACAAACCAGUGCCAGCUACUAAAUUAAAAGAUUUCUGUAUGCGAUUUAUAUUUAUGUCAAUAAAAUGUUCUUUCGGCAUGUUGA